This is a messenger RNA of Phytophthora sojae, 1152 nucleotides long. RefSeq lists its product as hypothetical. The record is from RefSeq and is a predicted model, not a curated record. The transcript is spliced from 2 exons. Lineage: Eukaryota; Oomycota; Peronosporomycetes; Peronosporales; Peronosporaceae. Gene Ontology annotation, molecular function: metal ion binding. Bases 1 to 1152 code for a protein of 383 amino acids.
AUGAUACGCGCGCAGGAAGGCGUGCUGGACGUGGCGGCCAUCCGCCAGAUCAACUGGGACGUGCAUCUCGGUGACCUGGUGACGGCACACGGCGUGCUGCAGCGCAAACGCCAUGAACCAGGGCACCCGGACGGCUGGUUGUUUGUGCUGCAUACGAUUCGUGUGGACGAGCUCUGGAGUCUGCACCACGAAGGCACAGUCUUCAGCUACACGGAUUCGGGCGCAGCAUCAUCCACUGAAGCAGCAGCGUCGGCUGCCGUGAAGGGCUCGUGGGUGUUGCCACCGUCGUCGAAGGCGGGCGCGACGAACAAGUACACCAACAUGGUCGUACUGGACGGCUUCAACGCGUGCAAGUACUAUUUCUCGUCGUCUGGUGGCGCCAAUUGCCUGCGCGGAGAGCAGUGCCACUUCUGGCACGGACGGCCAGAAGACUUCAAAGAGAACCGACGUCGCUGGAUGGCGAAGCGGCUCGAGCAGCGCGCAAAAGCUGCGCAUCUCGCUGGUGACAGCGGUGACCCUCACUCCAAAAUCGACAAGGCGCAACGCAGCCGCAUCUUCUGCGACUGGCUUGUGGAAUCGUUAGGUGAGGAGCGCCUUGCUCGUGGAACGGGGGUGAUCGAUGUUGCUGGUGGCAAAGGCGACAUUCCUAUCCAGCUCUGGAUUCAGAGAGGCAUCCCGACAACACUGAUCGACCCGAGGCCAAUGAAGCUUGGAAAAUACAACCGGAAGCUUGUUGCGAAAGCAGAAGCCGUCAAAGGUCGCAAAAUGAGCCCUCAGCUUCUCCGCUGUCUGGAUGCUGAAACACUCAAGCUACACACUGAGCUGUUCGCAGACUGUUCUGUGCUUGUUGGCAUGCACCCUGACGAAGCCACCGAGGCCAUCGUCGACGCAGCUUUGACGUUGGGCAAACCGUUCGCCAUUGUGCCUUGCUGCGUCAUGAGCCGAGUGUUUCCGGAUCGGAAAUGCCGUGACGGCACCCCUGUCGACACAUACGAGACCUUCGUGCGGUAUCUACUGGAAAAGCACCCGUCAGUUCAACGUGCGUUCCUCCCGUUUGCAGGCCGGAACAAGGUACUUUACCUAUUCGACUACGACACAAAACGAGAGGAACAAGAUGCGAACGGAAAGAGCGUUGAAAUAGCCAGCACUUAG